AUUCUCUCUGCAGUGGAUGUCACUCUGGACCCAGACACAGCUCAUCCCCAACUCAAAUUGUCUGAGGAUCAGAAGAGUGUGAAUCUGGGAGACGCACGGCAGAACCUGCCUGACACACCUGAGAGAUUUAAUCGUACUUGCUGUGUGCUGGGCCGUGAGGGUUUCAGCUCUGGGAGACAUUACUGGGAGGUGGAGGUGGGAUUGAACAGUGGAUGGGGGCUGGGUGUUAUUAGGGAAAAUGUGAGUAGAAAGGGGACGAUUACCUUGUCACCUGAGCAAAAAUUCUGGAUUGUAGGUUUUAAUGGGGAAGAAUACUGGACCCUCACCUAUCCCAAGACUUCUCUCUUCCUACCUCAGCCUCUUUGCCGGGUGGGGGUUUACCUGGAUUACGAGGCUGGAGUCAUCUCAUUCUACGGUGGGACUGAUGGAUCCCACAUCUAAACAUUCCCUCAUAUUACCUUCUCUGGGACCCUCCGGCCUCUCUUCCAUCUUUGGACGGAAGAUCCAAUCCCCCUGACAAUCUGCUCUGUGCCCAGAGUGGCAGAGUAAGAUCCAAUCCUGUUCCUGCCCCCUCUUAGUUGACUCCAGUGUCCACCCAUAUCCCGGGAAGGAGGAAACAGCCUCAGCUGCUGGGCAUGAAGAUUCCCUCCUUGGGGCUGAUGUCCCAUUGAUCCUCCACUAACUCAGCCCCGGGGUCCCUCUUGCCCCUUAGGGAUCCUCCCAGUCUCCGCCUUCUGCACCCUGCAGCUCUCCAUCCCCUUCCAGGGCUGCAGCUACUUGUGUCCCCAAUUUAAUAAUAAUAAUGUUGGCAUUUGUGAAGCACUUACUAUAUGCUGAGCA
Molecule: messenger RNA, 840 nt
Organism: Ornithorhynchus anatinus (platypus)
Lineage: Eukaryota; Metazoa; Chordata; Mammalia; Monotremata; Ornithorhynchidae
Product: butyrophilin subfamily 1 member A1-like
Exons: 1
Molecular function (GO): protein binding
Source: RefSeq, a predicted model, not a curated record